GAUCGUAUAAUUACUCUAUGGUCUUCAUAUUGCCUAAACUAUACUCCUUAAAAUUAAAGCGUUAGUAAUUCUUCCCUUCCUAACGGACAAUAUUUUGUUUAACGCCACAACAAAGUACAAACCACAUUGGCUACACUGAAUUCAAACAUUUCUAACUACUAUUUCAUUUGAAUUUCCGUUGAAUUUUAUCACAGUUUUUUAGUAAGAAGUUCUUACUAAUUCUUAAGAGUAUAGUAAGUAUUAUAGUAACUGUAGUGUGUAUACACCUUGGUUUCACUUAUAAUUUAUUAUACCACUAUUAGUUAUUACCACUAUUCACUGUUACUGUUCAGUCUUCUGUGUACACUGUACAGUGUAGUGGAUUUAUGAGUUAAGACUUGUACUUUGUAGAUACCAAUUACAAUUUACAAGCCAUAGAAUUAUAUUUUGUGGUUGUUAUAUAAUUAUAUAAUUUUGUGUAUUAUAUAUGACGGAGUACGAAAAAAUUUUCAUUAAUUCGUUAAUGUGUCAUGGAGUCUUCAAUACCUAACAGUAGUACGAGUUCGUCUAAGUCGAUUACAUUAAAUUAUGAAAUGGAUAGUUCCAAUGAAGAUAUUGAUCAACAGGUUUUACGAGAAGCUGGGGAACAAACUAUUAGUGCAGAAUGGUCAGCUACAGUAUCUGCAUUAAAUUCAUUAGACACUACUUCAAGUAAUUCUUAUAUUAAUAUUGAGACAUUAAAAUCGUGUUGUGCUAAUCCGUCAGAUACUCUUAAAGAUAAAGAAGAUUUUAUGAUUUUUGAAUCUUCUUCUGCGGUAAACACGUCAAAGUUUAAUGCCAAUGACACAAAAUAUAAUUUAGAAUGUAAAACUACAGCAUUUCAAAAAAAACCUAAACUAAUUUCUCAAAAUUUUAGUCGUGUGUUUGAGAAUGUUUUAAAUGAUGAUAGUCAGAUGGAGAUAACUCAGAAUAGUAUUUGUUUGAAUCGCUUCCAAAAGCGUAAGAGAUUGAUACCUUCUAAUGAUGAAGAUUUUAUUGAAAUUAACAAUUCCAAUUACAGUGGCUUAGAUAAUGUGGAAAUUAGCAUGAUGAAAUCUCCAAAAUUUUGUUUUUCCAAAAAAAAAAAAAAGGAAAAAUUUGAUAUGCCAGAUUAUAAUUUGUCUGCCACAGAGAGUGUUUCAAUUGCUGAUGAUACUAAUAUAUCUAAAAUAAAAGAAAAUAUCUCAAAUUUGCCUCUUGUUGUAAAUGAUAAUUCCAACAAUAUCAUGGAAGUAUCCAAAGCAGAAGUCUUAAUACAAAAAUUCAGUCGCAAAACAAUUGGUGUACCUGAUACUGCAUUUGAUAAUAUUAUUAAUGAUUCAAGCUUGAUAUCUGAUAUUGCACCCAAUAACAAAACGACAUCCUUGAAUGAAAUUUCAGUUUCAAAUAUUAAUAGCACUCCAAUGUUUAGCAAAACUAGUAUGUCAAAUUUAAAUUAUACUUAUGACGUACCUAUUAAUACUAAUUAUAGUACUGUCAAAAAUUCAAUUUCUGGUGAUGUUGAUGUAUCUAGAGUAAAACAAAAUAUUGUUUUUAAAAAACCAUUAAAUUCUUCUAUUCUUAUAAAUGAUAGCUCCAAUAAUAUGGAUGCAUCUAACACAGAAAUCUUUAUACACAAGUUUAAUCGAAAAAAAAUUGAUAUAACUAAUUCUGCAUUUGACAAUAUUCUUAAUGAUUCAAGCAUGACAUUUGAUAUUAGGAUGAAUAACAAAAAUACAUCUUUAAACGAAAACUCAGUGUCAAAUGUUAAUAGCACUCCAAUGUUUAGUAAAGCGAGUGUGCCAAAUUUAAAUUAUACUUAUGAUGUACUUAUUAAUACUGAUUCUACAACAGUUAAAGAAUCAAUUGCUGAUGAUGCUGAUAUAUCUAAAGUAAAACAAAAUACUGAUUUUAAAAUACCAUCAAAUUUAUCUCUUGUAAAUGAUAACUCCAAUAAUAUGGAUGUAUCUAACACAGAAAUCUUUAUAAACAAGUUCGGCCGAAAAACAAUUGAUGUAGCUGAUUCAGUAUUUGAAAAUAUUAUUAAUGAUUCAAAUAUUACAUCAGAUAAUUUAUUAAAUAACAAAGAUACAUCCUCAAAUAAGAUAUUAGUGACCAAUGUCUAUGAUACUCCAGGAUUUAGUAAGAUAAACAUAUCUAAUUUAAACCAUACCUAUGAUAAACCUAUAAAUAUUGAUAGUUCUAAAAUUGAUGUUUCUAUCACUGCUGAUAAUAAAAUAGUUAAAGUAAAACAAAAUGCUGGUUUUAAAAAAUCAUCUACAUUUGUUAAUGAUAGCUCUGACAACAUUAUGGAUUUAUCCAAAACAGAAGUCUUUACACACAAGUUCAGCCGAAAAACAAUUGAUGUAACUAAUUCUGUAUUUGACAAUAUUAUUAAUGAUUCAAGUAUGAUUUCUGACAAUACAUUAAAUAAUAAGAAGUCCUUGAUUCAGACACCAGUGUUAAAUAUUGAUAGCACUCCAGUUUUUAAUAAAAUGGACUCUUCUAAUUUAAAUCAUUACAGUAAUAAAUCCCAGAAAACUCAAUCAAAAGAAUCAAUAAUCUCUACUUCAAGUAAUGAAGAUUUAUCAUUAACAAAUUCUUCUACUGGAUUUUUAGAAAGACGUAGUUCAUCUAGAAGUAAAUCAAAAUCAUCUAAACAUUCAACAAGUGCUAUUUCAAACAAUGAUGCUUUGACAUUAUUAAAUACUACUAUGGAAUCAUUGGAAAGUAAUGAAUCUCAGAAAUUACUGUCUGAGCAUUCAAUUAGUCCUACUAAUAAUGAAAGUUUAAAAUCAACAAAUUCCACUACUGGAUUUUCAGAAAGACGUAGUUCGUCUAGAAAUAAAUCAAAAUCAUCCAAACACUCAACAAGUGCUAUUUCAAACAAUGAUGCUUUGACAUUAUUAAAUACUACUAUGGAAUCAUUGGAAAGUAAUGAAUCUCAGAAAUCACUGUCUGAGCGUUCAAUUAGUCCUUCUACUAAUAAUGAAAGUUUAAAAUCAACAAAUUCCACUACUGGAUUUUCAGAAAGACGUAGUUCGUCUAGAAAUAAAUCAAAAUCAUCCAAACACUCAACAAGUGCUAUUUCAAACAAUGAUGCUUUGACAUUAUUAAAUACUACUAUGGAAUCAUUGGAAAGUAAUGAAUCUCAGAAAUCACUGUCUGAGCGUUCAAUUAGUCCUUCUACUAAUAAUGAAAGUUUAAAAUCAACAAAUUCCACUAUAGGAUUUUCAGAAAGACGUAGUUCUUCUAGAAAUAAAUCAAAAUCAUCUAAACAUUCAACAAGUGCUAUUUCAAACAAUGAUGCUUUGACAUUAUUAAAUACUACUAUGGAAUCAUUGGGAAGUAAUGAAUCUCAGAAAUCACUCUUAAAACGUUCAAUUAGUUCUACUAAUAACAAAAGUUUAAAAUCAACAAAUUCUACUACUGGAUUUUCAGAAAGACGUAGUUCUUCUCGAAAUAAAUCAAAAUUAUCUAAACAUUCAACAAGUGCUAUUUCAAACAAUGAUAGUUUGACAUCAUUAAAUACUACUAUGGAAUCAUUGGGAAGUAAUGAAUCUCAGAAAUCGCAAUCGAAGCGUUCAAUUAGUCCUUCUACAAAUAAUGAAAGUUUCAAAUCAACAAAUUCUACUACUGAGAUUUCAAAAAGAUGUAGUUCGUCUAGAAAUAAAUCAUCAUUAUUGACAUCUAAACAUUCAACAAGUGUUAUCUCAAACAAAGACAGUACAGCAUUGUUAAAUUCUACUACUGGAUUUUCAGAAAGAUGUAGUUCUAGAAAUCAAUCAACAUCAUCUAAACAUUCAACAAGUGCUAUUUCAAAUAAUGAUAAUUUGACAUCAUUAAAUACUAGUAUGGAAUCAUUAGAAAGUAAUGAAUCUCAGAAAUCGCAAUCGAAGCGUUCAAUUAGUCCUUCUACAAAUAAUGAAAGUUUAAAAUCAACAAAUUCUACUACUGAGAUUUCAAAAAGACGUAGUUCAUCUAGAAAUAAAUCAUCAUUAUUGACAUCUAAACAUUCAACAAGUGUUAUCUCAAACAAAGACAGUACAGCAUUAUUAAAUUCUACUACUGGAUUUUCAGAAAGAUGUAGUUCUAGAAAUCAAUCAACAUCAUCUAAACAUUCAACAAGUGCUAUUUCAAACAAUGAUAGUUUGACAUCAUUAAAUACUACUAUGGAAUCAUUAGAAAGUAAUGAAUCUCAGAAAUCGCAAUUGAAGCGUUCAAUUAGUCCUACAAAUAAUGAAAGUUUAAAAUCAACAAAUUCUACUACUGGAUUUUUAGAAAGACGUAGUUCGUCUAGGAAUAAAUCAUCAUUAUUGACAUCUAAACAUUCGACUAGUGUUAUCUCAAGCAAGGACAGUACAGCAUUGUUAAAUUCUACUACAGGAAUAUCAGUAAAUGAUAAAUCAGCUAAAAAUAAAUCUCAACAUUGCACAAGUGUUAUUUCAAAGAAUGACAAUUUAACAUUGUUGAAUGCCACUAUAGAAUCAGUUGAAAAUUAUAAUGCUCAGAAAAUUCAAUCCAAACAUUUAAAAAGUCCUACCUUUAAUACUGAAACUUCAACAACUUUGAAUACCACAACUGGAUCAUUAAAACAAAAUAUAUUGGAACAAAAAAGUAAUGGUCUGAGUAAUGUAGAACCAGUAACUUCAAUUGAUAUUGAUAAAUUAACCAAUACUGAUUGUUUAACAAUUAAGGAUACUACUACUUUGGAACAAAAAGUCAUGUCAAUAAAUCAAUCAAAUUCUUCACCAAAUAGUUCUAUUAAAAUGUCCAUCAAUAGAUUAGAAGAUGAUCCUAAUUAUAAUAAUAAAAUACAUAGUUUAUUAUCAAAACAAGAAAACCAUUCUCAUGAUAAUAUUGAACAAGUAAUACCAAAUAUUACAGAUGGCUCAUUAGUGGAAAAUAAAUCAUCUAAAACUAGAGUAUUAAGAUCUUCUUUGCGUAAUAAUAAAAACAAGUCUUUAUUUACUAAAUCAUUGGCGUCAAAAAAUAUAAAUAAUUUAUGUACGGGUUCUGCUAGAUCUUCAAAAAAUGUAGUUAAUUUUGAAAAUGAAAGUUUUAAUAAUAAUUCUGAUAAUUCAUUAUUUUGGACAACAUUACCUGAUGAAACCACAAGCAUAUCAAGUACUCAUAAUGUAAAUGUGAAUACAUUUCAAACGCCUAUAAGUAAUAAAUUAAUUAUUGCAGAAAAUAUUGUCAACACAAUUAAAAUCAUGUCUACAAAUAAACAAAAAUCUACUCAUCCAGGUGCUUUUGUACUUGAUGAUCAUAAUAAUGGGCCAUUAACAAGAUCAUUUGUAACACGUUCAUGUAACCACAGUCCUUCAAUUCUAACUUUGGCUUUUGGUGGACAACAAAUUUCUGAAUCAACAUCAUCGCUCACACAUUCUCUCUCAGAAACUAUCAUUGAUCAAUCACAGAUUGAAGAAAAUAUAAAACAAAAGUUCAAAUCACUGUAUAAGAAAGAAUCAUGGAUUACAAAACGUCUCUACAAAUUCUUAAUUAUUAAAUUGCAACCAAAUUAUAAUAUAUAUUCAGUGAAAUAUGCAGAAAAGUUUAUUAAAUACCUAGCAAUGCUUUUAAAACAAAUUUAUAACGAUAAUGUAAAUUUACAGUUGUAUACAGAUAUGUUAAGAUACCAUAUGGCGAGAUAUGGAAUCAUCAAAGAUACAUUUGAUUACUUAGGGUUUUUGUCUGAUUAUAUACCAAUGGCUUAUUAUAAAAAAUUAGUUCCUGGGUGGAACCUUGAAAUUUCAGCAGUCAAAUUUGAUCCACAAAAAUAUUAUAUUCCUCUCAUGGAUGACGAAGAAUUCUUAAAUUAUAUUAUGAAACACCUUAAAGAAGCUUAGUAAAACCCUGUUUACCUAUUGAUAAUUAAAAAUACAUUAAAUUGGUGUUAUUUAUAUAUUAUAUUAUUAUAAUUUUGUAUGAAGUGGAAUGAAGAAAAUAUUUUAUUUAGAAGUUAAUUAUUUAUUUAGUUAUCAGUUUAAUUUAAUGUACUAAAUAAAAAUAUAGUUUGUAAUUUUUUAAAUAUAAUAUUUAAUAUUUUACUACUGAACUUUUUAACAAUAAAACUAAAUCAAUGUUAUGUGAAUUUAUGCUUAAAAAUAUUUUUUUUUUUUACUGUAGUCAAAUGAAUGUAAUUGUUAACUAAAAUUUUAUAUUUUUUUUUUUUUUUUUGCAUAAUUAAUUUCUACUUGUUAAGAAAAUAUGUUUGUAGCUUUUUUAACUGUUUAGUUAUAAAACAAAAAAAUAUUUUUUUUUACUAUUAGUAAAUGCCAGUUUUUGGUACAAUUAAAAUAAAAUUCCAGUUCUUUUUUAAUAUGUACAGUAUAAUAUUGAUUAAUAACAUGUAUACGAAAUUAGGGGGGGACUACCAUAUUUACGAAAAAGAUAAAUGGAAGUUCAUAUGAUAAUAUUUAUGAAAACAUUUUAACAUUGUAUACAGUAAUGUACUGUGUUAUUCUUUUAUCGAACAUUAAAAAAAAUUUUUUUUUUUUUACAUAAUUUUCUGCUGAAAUAAAGUAACAUUUUUUAACUUUUA
Aphis gossypii (cotton aphid) is the source of this 6544-nucleotide messenger RNA. RefSeq names its product MATH and LRR domain-containing protein PFE0570w-like. The coding region runs from base 510 to 5849 and encodes 1779 amino acids. The transcript has 3 exons. The record is from RefSeq and is a predicted model, not a curated record. Lineage: Eukaryota; Metazoa; Arthropoda; Insecta; Hemiptera; Aphididae.